Molecule: messenger RNA, 5727 nt
Organism: Penicillium diatomitis
Lineage: Eukaryota; Fungi; Ascomycota; Eurotiomycetes; Eurotiales; Aspergillaceae
Product: putative Rho guanyl nucleotide exchange factor
Exons: 3
Coding region: 1-5727 (1908 amino acids)
Biological process (GO): intracellular signal transduction
Molecular function (GO): guanyl-nucleotide exchange factor activity
Source: RefSeq, a predicted model, not a curated record
AUGUCUGGCAGCGGUAUCGAAGAGCUGCCUGGUAAUGUUCGGAACCCCAAUCCGCCUUCGUUUGGGCGUCAAUCUUCGGCGCCCGCUCUCGGCCAAUCCGCGGCCCCGAGCUCCUCGUCCUUUGAACCCUCCCCGAGCGCUCCAUACCCGCCGAAUCCCACGUGUAUCGCACCAGAGUCAAAUCAGCACACUGUGAGGUUGCACGACACAGAAGGGACAUUGCACUUGCAUGCCAACGGGCGUCCAUCUCCAGAGCCUGAUGAGUUCUACCGGCAUGGGAGUCAGGUCGCGGCAACGGACAGCCACAUCGGCCUCGACGAUGUGACAGCUGCAACGAUGGCAAUCGGCCAGGGAGACCUGACGGACAGGGUGUCCCCACUACCAACAGAGACUCUAUCUCUGGCUCGCGGGAGACCGCUAGCAUAUCGGUCGACGUCUGAUUCGCCUCUCGCAAGAGGCCUCUCCUCAACGGUACCUGCCUCGUCCUCAGCCAGGGCUCGACAGCCCUCCUUCAAAGAUCUCGUCAACCGUUUCAACAAGACCUCUGACGACAUCCUUCCUCUCCCCUCCGUAUCCCGAACCCCCUCGCGUACAGCAAGUCCAUCGGGCGGCUUCGAAGGCGAUCCUCAAUCCAGAAGCUUGCCUCGCCGGCGUUACACUCGCGGCGAAUCCCCCACCUUGGAGCACAUCCCCAGUGAGACCACGCAGCACAUCGAUUUGGCACGCCCGGCGACCAAGAUAGAAUUGUCUGCCCUCGAUUCAUUCGCUCUUGAUACCGUCGUCGCACCUCCUCCCCUGUCGCAGCGAAUUCCGAAAUCGCAUCCUCGACGGCCGCUCUUUGGGGAACUAUUGUCCGUGAACACACAAUUCAACAACCUGGGCCUAGGGAUUCCACCACACAUUCAACGUCGAGGCUCGGAAGGAAGCCUGCCCAGCCCGAAUCCCGCCUUUUUGGAGCAGUCUCACCUGUUGGAAGCUCGCUCUCCACUGACCCCAACCGCGUGGUAUCGAGGGGAAACAAGCUCUUUAGAGGCCGUGCAGCCUGUGACAAACGGAACAGUCAGCUACCAUCGCAGGGUGCGAAGCGACUUUUCUGCGAACCCUUCAAGAGAGCCCCUUGCUGAUCCGUUCAUGCCGGAAAUGGCCGUCGCGGCGCCCUUACGGCAGACGAAGCCGGGCGAGAAGUCGCCUGGAAGCCCAAAUUCCAGAUCCCGCAUUCCUGUUUCUUCAGCAAGAUUGCCCAGUGCUGCCGGCUCCAGAAGUCACUCUCCUACAUCAAAUUCCACCUUCAGCAAACGGUCCUCCGCCAUACCACUGGCCCCCAAGGGCAGCAGUCGUCUUCCCAAGCCGUCGGGAAUUGACAGCCCGCCGCGCUUGGCGGCCAUGGGACCCGGUUCUUUUGCGACAACGCCGCGUGGUAGACGAGAAACGACGAUCGGCCGAACUCGUACACAAAUACCUGAACAGGGUCAACGCCUCCAGGCAUACAUUGCAGCACCCCCUCCGACGAAGUCGCCACCUUUGCGUAGUUCCCGUCCUCGCCAGCCAGUAUCCCAUGGAGGGCCGACCUCUCCACGCUCCCGGAUUGAAGAUCGGAUCUCGACCUUGCAAAGGCAAACUGGUCGUGAUCACGACUCGAACAGGAGUCCUCGAAUUCGCUCCAGACGUUUCGCGGAGUUAGGCAAUGUUGAUUUUGAGAGUCGCCGACAGCGGAUCCAGCAAGCAUUCACUCGAACGGUGCAGGAAAAUGAACGAAAGGAGGAAGCUGCUGCGCAACUCAGACGCAAGGCUCGGGAUCAAGAACAACAAACAGCAGUUCACGGAGACGACGCAAAUACACCGGUAGACGAGCAAGCCACAACGCCACACGCUCAGGUGGCCGAUCAUACUUCAUUGGAAUUGCCCGAGAUGGCGACGGCAAUAGCAGCACAGAGUCUCAGCGUUUCUGCAGGCGGGGAGCAAGCCACCGUCGUCCCCAAGCUUCGACUGGACACCUCUAUGGACCCCUCGCAAGAAAAUGGUCCACACACGACGAUGGACUCGCCGACGCUAGGAAUUGUGGAUGAACCUUACGAUUCAACGAGAUCACAACAAGGAAGGAAUCGCGAGUACGAUUUGGAGCCGAACUCGGCCAUCUCCGCAACCUCAAGCGGCACGCACGUCACGCAAUUUGAUCCAGAGCCUCAAUUUGGAUUACUCGAACGGAAACCAAGCCUCUCCAAUCGAACGCUGUUGAAUCAAAUUAUGCAGAUUCGCGAGUCAAGCUCGAGCAGCGAAUCUUGUGACGAGCCAGACUGCAGUUUGUCGGAGACGGAUGAAAAAGCGUCAAUACAGAUUAUGCUUCACGAAACCCCUACUUUGCACUCCACUGGCAGCGGUAAUACCGAGGAAGCGUCGUCUGUGCCCUUACAGGCGGGACAAGCCAUGGACCACAUACAGCACCGGUGGAGUAUGAGCUCAUGGGACUCAUCAAUGCAGACUAAUCAGCUUUCCACGUGUGAUGAGCAUUGUGAUGAUAGCGGGGACGACGCGGCCUUCCAAGAUGACCAAGCGGUUGAUGUACUCACACAAUCAUGCUCAGCGACCUCAACAAGCGCGGCGUCUCUUGAUGACCAUGAACAUACAGCAUCUCCGAUCAAUAGCGACAUUGGCAUGAUGGGUCCGGACACUGUCGAGUCUGUCCAGCAGAAGCGUUAUUCUCGGGCAUUCUCCACUGCCCCGAACCUUGUUAAACAAGGACGUUGGGAUUCCCGCCGAGUGACACAAUUGUAUCUUGAAGAAUUGACGCGGGGCGGAUCCAGCCAUCAAGGCAGUAAACCAAAUACCGGCAAUAGCGCGGACAACCAGCGUACUGCAGCCAUUGGGAAUCCAGCCGUUCCUCAUCCUUCUCGGGCUCAUGGCUACACAGCCAGUCCCGCAGAUGACCAUGUCAUGGUACCCAUGUAUCGUGAAUCUCCAGUCAUGGGUAACACACCGGGCUUACAUGAAGAUUCGAGGCCAGCUGUCCAACCAUCGGAACAGUACCACCCUUCGGCUACCCUGGCUGGACCGAGUGACUGGGAACAUGCGUCCCCAUCAAUCAUGGAUUGGAUGCAGGUGGCUGCCGAAGAUGAUGUUCCCACACCGGGAGUUGAACGCGAUUUCUCUGAUGAUCUCUUGACUCCGCGACAACACAAGGCUCCAGUUGAAUUGGAGGCUUCGACUUGCUACGACUCCGGUCUUGGGUUGUCCUUUGGCGCAAGUUCGUCUGCUCGUGAGUUGGUCGAGUUGCCUACGAGCACGCCUCACGAUGGCAGUGAUCAAACCACUAAGCGCAAGACUCUGCCCGAAAAUUCUUCGCUCACUACAACGCAUAGUAUUCGAAGUAGCCAAGAUUCCUCGUUCCCUCUUGCAGACUCCACAUCAUCGCCUCGAGCACCGGACUCGUCUGCGACAUCUCUAGCACCGUCAGCAGAACAAUCAAUGCGAGAGGAACCGCGCAAGACUCCGUCGCCAGAGCAGAAGCAACUGAAGAAGCGGCGAAACAUCAUCAAAGAGCUCAUAGAUACGGAAUACACUUUUGGCAAAGAUAUGAAAGUUGUGGACGAUAUCUACAAAGGCACUUCGUCCUCCUGCCUUGACUUGUCUGCCGAAGACGUCAAGAUCCUAUUCGCGAAUUCAGAUCAGAUUACCCAGUUCUCAUUCAAUUUUCAGGACACUUUGAAGCGAGCCGCUCGCAGUGUCUACAUUAUGCCAAAGUCUCAACGCUGGAGCAGCAAGCGUAGUGCGCGCAACGCCCGCUCAGCCACUACGUCGGAAGACCAAGCUGGCAGUGAUGCGGGCACGUCGGACCUUGAAAAAGAUCGCUCAACAGCCAUUGGGGAAGCCUUCAUGAUCCACAUGUCCCAGAUGGAGAAAGUGUAUUCUGAAUACUUGAAGAACCACGAUGCUGCGAACAAGAAGCUUGAAGUGCUCCAACGCAAUCCAAAAGUGUCUAUCUGGCUAAACGAAUGUCGAGAGUGGGCGUCAGAUCUGACCUCUGCGUGGGACCUCGAUUCACUUAUUGUCAAGCCUGUACAGCGAAUCCUCAAGUAUCCGCUUCUUCUCUCUGAACUCCUGGCCUCAACUUCUCCCGACCAUCCGGAUCGCGCCAGUAUUCAGAACGCUUUACAAGGAGUCACGGACAUCUCAGUCCGCAUCAAUGAGAUGAAGAAGCGUGCAGAUUUAGUUGUUCAAGUCGUUGGUCGGAAGCGCAACCAGUCCGAUCUGCGCCAGCAGGUCGGCAUAUCUGAAAUGUUCUCCGAUAAGGAGUAUGAUUACCUCUCACAGAAAUUUGGCGAGCAUUUCGCAGAGCUACAUGUGAUCAAGAAUGAUGUUUUGGUCUACAAGGAAGGGAUGCAACGAUCUGUUGCCCAACUUGGCGCUUGUGUCCAAGCAAUUGAGGGAGUGAUUGAUGUCUCUCAGUCCAGUUACCCCGAUUUGGAGCGAAAAUGGCGCCGUUUUAAUCACACUUUCCAAGAAAUUGUGACAGUUGCUCUCCCUGAACACCUUGAAAUGGUAACAAAGAGAAUCCAUGGCCCGUUUGAUUCCAUAAUAUGCCUCUACCAAGGACCCGAGCGAGUGAUGAGAAAGCGCAACAAGCGGCUUCCAGACUAUGCACGCUUCAAGGCCGCCAAAGACCGGGGUGACAAGCCCGACAAGAAAUCUACCGAACAAGGAGAGCAAUUCAUGGCAUUGAACGAGACUUUGAAGGAAGAGCUUCCUCAGCUUUUCGCCUUAACGGGUAAACUGAUGGAAGCGAUUCUGACAGACUUGAUCAAACUUCAAACGACAUGGUGGAGUCAGUUGCAGGCACGACUUGAAGAGCAUGUGGAUAACUUCCCAGACGACGUAGGACGAUUGGUCAAUGAGUGGACAAAUGAAAAUAGCUUCGCUGAAGCUCAGGUUCUCUCUCUUGGCGUCUGCAAUGGCUCUUUGCUCGCCGAAACCGUCAACCUGAUGAAUUUCAAUACCUCGUCGAAUCUGAAUUCGCCUCGUCGGCCCUCUACCAUGAACAGCUUCAAUGGCCGACCGGGAUCAUUAACAGAGGAGUCUCCUAAGUUGUCCAGCGACUUCAGCAUGGGCCAGCUUUUCCAGUCACCUAACAUGAGCAUGACUAGCGUGACCCGGCACCGAGCGGACUCUGCAUUCUCCGGACGUGCCCCGUAUUCAGAAACUCCGGAUCUGGGGCGCAGCCAACUACUACAGCAAGUCACCAAUACCAGUCGAUCCUCGUCGGACAUCCGAUCGAGUAUUGAACCGUUCCCUUCUCUGCCCAGCCUGAGUCUGGACGCGCCUUUCCUGACUGACGUGAUGAAUGUCUCAAAACUGGACGCCGAGCCGCAACCCAAUUCACCAACUGACCGAUUCUCCGGCUUCUUUUCUUCUGCUAUGCCCAUGUCAGACAACCCCCAGGAACCUGAAGCUCCUCGGGCCCCUCGAGGUCUUGCCGAGGGCGCCAAAGUCCUGUUCGUCGCAGCUAGUCUGUGCCCAUUCAAGAUUGACCCCCGAAGUGAAGCCGGAUAUCCGUACCUGAUCUACGACACCGGGGCUGUCUUUGACGUAUAUGGUGAAAAAGGCGAGCUCUGGCUAGCCUGCAAUCAGGAUGAGAACCUGGAUGCGCCCGGAAUGGACAGCCAUGGGCGGAGGCAGGAGAACGAGAGGACAGUCGGAUGGAUCUGGAGCAGGCAUUUCGUGAAGCUGGCAUGA